AUGAGUUCCGCAGAAUCAGACGUCCAGCUGCAAGACUUCGGCAAUAUCUUCAGCUUGAAGGGCAAAGUCGCAGUUGUAAGCGGUGGAUCGCGAGGCUUAGGACUGCACGCAGCCUCUGGACUCCUCCAAGCAGGCUGCUCCAAGGUCUUCAUCACAUCCCGUAAAGCCAGUGCAUGCGACGAGGCUGUCGCAGCCCUCAACGCUCUACCGUGCGAAGGCAAAGCCAUCUCGAUACCAGCCGAUAGCUCCAAAGUCUCUGAGAUUGAGCGAUUGGUGAAGGAAGUCGAGAAGCACACCGACCACGUUGAUAUCCUCUUCGCAAACGCAGGCGCAACAUGGGGCAGCGAAUUCGAGAAGGUAGACGAGAAGAAUGGCUGGGAUAAGGUCAUGGAUUUGAACGUCAAGGGCGUUUUCUUUACGAUUCAGAAAUUCACACCUCUUUUGUCGAAGAACGCCUCUGUCGCAGAGACCUCGCGCGUCAUAAUUACGGGUUCAGUCGCCGGCAUAGCAACAGGGUCGCUAGGCGAAUCGGGCGCAUACUCGUACGCGGCUUCCAAAGCCGCUGUGCUGCAUCUCGCCCGCAAUCUCGCCAUCGAACUUGGCCCAAAGCACAUUCUAGUGAACAGCAUAGCGCCGGGAUUCUUCAUGAGCAAGAUGGCGGCGAUUUUGAUGGAGCGGAGCGGCGGGCAGGACGCGUUGGAUAAGGCGAACCCGAAUGGCCGGGUUGGAAGACCGGAGGACGUAGCGGCUGCCGUUGUGUUUUUAAGUUCGAGAGCGGGUGGGCAUGUUAAUGGAGAUACGCUUGUGCUGGAUGGGGGCAAGAUUUGGGGAAGCAAUAGGCUGGAGAGACUCUAGGAAGUUGGUACAGUUCUGCUGUGUCUGGCCAUUCUCGAUCUACCCUUGGAUACAGCGUCGAAACGUCACGAGUUGUGGUAUCCUCAAUGC
Molecule: messenger RNA, 945 nt
Organism: Parastagonospora nodorum SN15
Lineage: Eukaryota; Fungi; Ascomycota; Dothideomycetes; Pleosporales; Phaeosphaeriaceae
Exons: 3
Coding region: 1-855 (284 amino acids)
Molecular function (GO): oxidoreductase activity
Source: RefSeq, a predicted model, not a curated record